Molecule: messenger RNA, 10953 nt
Organism: Pediculus humanus corporis (human body louse)
Lineage: Eukaryota; Metazoa; Arthropoda; Insecta; Psocodea; Pediculidae
Product: laminin A chain, putative
Exons: 55
Coding region: 1-10953 (3650 amino acids)
Biological process (GO): regulation of embryonic development; cell adhesion; regulation of cell migration
Molecular function (GO): signaling receptor binding
Source: RefSeq, a predicted model, not a curated record
AUGAGAGUGAACAAGUCCGCGUUUGUAUUCAGUGUGGCGUGGUUGACUAUUUCUUAUGUUAGCGGAGAAGUUUUAACACCCCCAUAUUUUAAUCUUGCCGAUGGUAGAAAGAUAACGGCAACAGCAACAUGCGGAGAAGGUACGCCCGAACCUGAAUUAUAUUGUAAAUUGGUUGGAGCCAAUGCAGACAGAGACGUGAACAUAAAUCUUAUUCAGGGCCAGGUUUGCGAUGUGUGCGAUCCGACAAGACCUGAUAAAAUGCAUCCGGCAUCAUUUGCCAUAGAUGGAGCAGAAACAUGGUGGCAAAGUCCUCCACUUUCCAGAAGCAUGAAAUUAAACGAAGUUAACUUAACAAUCGAUUUCGGUCAGGUUUUAAUAAAAAUGUUUAUUAUGAACUCAUUUCAAAUGGCAAAUUCUCCAAGACCUGGAAUUUGGGCUUUGGAAAAAUCAACGGAUAAUGGAUUGUCGUUUACACCGUGGCAAUAUUUUGCGGAUACGCCAUCAGAUUGUGAAACUUAUUUCGGUAAGGAAAGUUUGCAGCCGAUAACCAAAGACGAUUCAGUUAUUUGCGAUACUCAAUUUUCAAAAGUUGUACCGCUGGAGGGUGGAGAGAUCGUCGUUUCCCUAUUGAAUAAUCGUCCAUCGGCGAAAGAUUUUUUCAAUUCGACCGUUUUGCAGGAAUGGACGAAAGCAACAAACGUUCGACUCAGGUUUUUAAGAACUAAAACACUUUUGGGUCAUUUAAUGUCCGUUGCACGUCAGGAUCCGACGGUUACACGUCGCUAUUUUUAUUCGAUAAAAGAUAUAAGCAUUGGAGGAAGGUGCAUGUGUAACGGACACGCGGUUACUUGCGACAAUACAGAUCCAAGAGAUACUUAUAAAUUAGUUUGCAGUUGUCAGCACAACACGUGCGGUGAUCAAUGUCAAACGUGUUGUCCAGGAUAUCAGCAAAAAGCUUGGAAACAAUCAAAGGCAAACGCAUUGUUUGUAUGCGAACAAUGUAAUUGUUACGGACAUUCCGACGAAUGUGAAUACUCGGAAGAAGUGGACAAACAACACUUAUCUGUCAACAUACACGGACAGUAUUUAGGUGGUGGAGUUUGUAAAAAUUGUCGACACAAUACGGAAGGGAUUAAUUGUAAUAAAUGUCAAAACGGUUAUUAUAGACCCUUUGGAAGGCCUCUGAAUGCGACAAACGUUUGCGAGAGAUGCCAAUGCGACGUUUACUAUUCGACCGGAAAUUGUUCGGAAGGAACAGGACAAUGCGAGUGCAGGAAGGAGUAUCAAGAACCCAAAUGCGAUUCGUGCAGUUUUGGUUAUUUCGGGUAUCCGGAUUGCAAACCCUGCGAAUGUUUUCAAAACGGUACGAGAGGGUAUCAUUGCGAGGCCGAAGGAGGAGCUUGUCCGUGCAAACCAAAUUUCGGAGGAAAAUUUUGUUAUCAGUGUUCUGAGGGAUUUUACGAUUUUCCAAAUUGCCUUCCAUGCAGUUGUAACUCCAUCGGUUCAUUGUCCGAUAUUUGCGCAAUCGAUAGUGGAAAUUGUACUUGUAAAAAUAAUUUCGGUGGACAAAAUUGCGACGCUUGUAAAAACGGGUACUACAAUUAUCCGGAAUGUAUAUAUUGCAGUUGUGACGCUCACGGUACGCUAGAGGAAGUUUGCGAUAAGGAUACCGGAAAGUGUUUGUGCAAGGAAGGUUUCGGAGGAGCGAAAUGCGAUCAAUGCAUUCCUGGUUAUUACGGGUAUCCCGAUUGCAAACCGUGUAACUGCAGUGAAACCGGAAGCGCUUUGACCACUUGCGACGCAACCGGAAAAUGUUCCUGUUUGUUUAAUUUUGCCGGGAGAAUAUGCGACCAGUGUAGUCCCGGUUAUUAUCAAUAUCCGGAUUGUUUGUCUUGCGAAUGCGAUCAUCACGGGUCUAUCGGAGUAUCUUGCGAUCAUUCUGGAAAAUGUCGUUGUAAAAAUAAUUUCGCUUCUGACAAAUGUAACGAGUGUAAAGAAGGUUUUUAUAAUUUUCCCGCAUGCGAAGAAUUGUGUAAAUGCAAACCUCGAGUCGAAGGAAGGAUUUGUAAUGAAUGCCGGCCUUUAUACUGGAAUUUAAAACAAUGGAAUCCAGACGGCUGUGAAGAUUGUAAUUGUCACAUACCUGGAGUUUUGGGCGGAAUAGGAGAAUGCGAUCUUCACACGGGACAGUGUAUUUGUAAACCUGGUGUCGAAUCAAGACGUUGCGAUACCUGUAAAGACGGAUAUUACGGCUUGAACGGAGACGACUUGUUUGGAUGUACAGAUUGCGGUUGUGACGUCGGAGGUGCCAUUGACAGAUUUUGCGAUAAAGAAACCGGUCAAUGUAUAUGUCAACCCAGAGUGACCGGAAGAGAUUGCAAACAACCUCAUCAAGCGCAUUAUUUUCCAACAUUGUACUCACAAUUGCAAUUCGAAGCAGAAGACAGUCACACUCCGUCGGGAAGUCCCGUUCGAUAUGAUUAUUCUGAACAUUUUUUUCCCAAUUACUCGUGGAAAGGAUACGCUAUAUUUUCUCACUUACAAGGCGAAAUCAUUCACGACAUUUUUAUAAACAAACCGUCUUUAUAUCGAAUGAUAUUGAAAUACGUUAAUCCGACGAAUAAAACAAUAACCGGCACCAUUAAAAUUGUACCUGAAAACGUCAAUGAAGUCCCUCAAACAUUUUACGUGCAAUUAAAACCUUCGAAAGAACCUACUUUGGUAACCGUUUCCGGUCCGGCUGGAGGAAUACCCUCACCCCUGGUUAUGAAUCCUGGUCAGUGGGCAGUUCAUAUAUCCAUAGCUAAAACAAUUUUUUUGGAUUAUUUUGUAUUACUUCCUGCCGCUUUUUACGAAGCGACGAUAUUGGAAGAACGUGUCGACGUUCCUUGCACAAUAAACGGACCGAGUAUUUGUCGUCAUUACGAUUAUCCGGAAUUGGAUUUCGAUACCGCAAACGGAGAAGAAGGAUACAAACCUGAUGAUGACCUUCGAGAGCCCAUACAACAGCAUUACAAAGACUUUAAACAUUUGAGCACAAUUCAAAAAGAAUUGCUUCCCAUUUUGACAUCAAAUCAAUCAGCAUUGGGCCUUGACAUAAACAUUUCCAAGCCGGGUAAACACGUGCUCGUUGUAAAUUACGUCACACCGGAAAACGAAUGGAAAACCUCGAAAGUGUCGAUUGAAACGAGUACUAGCAGUCUGAAAAACAAAGGAGUCGUCGAAUUGUCUCCAUGUAUUUACGAUUACAUUUGCCGACAAGUUUCAACGGACAAAUUGGGACGAAUCGCCAUUUAUGAUUUCGAUACAAAUUUCGUCGGUUUAACGCUCAGGGUUAAUCCCGACGACAAUUCAACUUCGGUUAUACAAUCCGUGGUUGCCGUUCCCGUCGAAGAUUGGUCUCUCGAUUACGUUCGACCAAAAAGCGUUUGCAUUAAAAAAGAUCGCGAAUGUUUACCCACGACAUUUCCCAUCGCUCCGGAAUCUACCAAGUUCGAGUUCGAACAAGAAUAUCCAGAAUUGAUAUCGAAUCAAUCCCCGAAUGAAUUUUUCGAUAACAACACGGCAAUGAUUUAUUUGAACGAAUCGCAAUCCAACAUUGAAAUUCGAGGUUCCGUUCCAGCUCCGGGCCCUUACGUUUUCGUCGUUCAUUAUUUUCAACCCUACCAUCCAGAGUUUGUCGGUAACGUUUUGGUACAAAAUGGACAAAUUUACGAUUCGAAAUUAUCAUUGACUCAUUGUCCGGGAAAUGCCGGUUGCAGGUCCGUCAUCGAACAAUUGGAUGGAAAUAAUCAGUUUUUGUUGAAUGAAAACUUUGUCCUUUCACUGCAGAAACCCGAUAAUAAAUCUCUUUGGUUGGAUUACGUAUUGGCAAUACCAGCCGAUCAAUUUUCGGGUGCUUUACUGGAAGAAGAAGCAAUAGAUCAAACGACGGCUUUCAUCUCUCAGUGUGGAAAUAAUCAUUUCGAUAUUGGCACAAACACGUCAGGUUUUUGUCGCGACUCGGUAUUUUCUCUAACCACUCAAUAUUACGACGGAGCUUUGAAAUGCGAGUGUCAUUAUCAGGGAUCUCUCAGUUUCGAAUGCGAACAAUUCGGAGGUCAAUGUCAGUGUAAGGAAAACAUAAUCGGAAGACGUUGCGAUUUGUGUAAAUCCGGUUAUUUCGGUUUUCCCAAUUGCAGAGCUUGCAGUUGUCCCGCUCCGUCGACUUGUCACAACGAAACAGGCGAAUGCAUAUGUCCGCCGAAAGUGACGGGAUUAAAUUGCGAUCAAUGCGAACCGAAAACAUUCGGUUAUGACGUCAAUUACGGUUGCGAAGAUUGUAAUUGUCAUCCGGAUGGAGUGCAAAAUAAUAAUCUACAAUGUGACUUGUACACGGGAAUCUGCGAUUGUAAAAAUAACAUACGAGGUAGAACGUGCGAUCGUUGCAAAGCGGGUCACUAUGCGUUUCCCACGUGCGUGGAAUGCGCUUGCGAUCAUAGAGGUACGACAGAAGAUAUUUGCGACGAGAGAACGUCUUCUUGUUAUUGUAAGAGUAACGUUUACGGUUUGGCUUGCGAUUUGUGCAAAGAAGGUACUUUUCACAUUGACGAAAGAAAUCCGAACGGUUGCACCAAGUGUUUUUGCUUCGGGAAAACAACACGAUGCUCCAGUUCUAAUUUAUACAGAACUCUGGUAAUAAAUGCUUUGGAUAGUUAUCAAGUGGCUGCUGUAGCGACGACGUCAAGUUCUGUUGACGUCAUUCUCGUAGAUUCCGACGAACCUGAAUCAGAUUUGGAAAAUAAAGUCGUUUAUUUCGUUCUUCCUCCGUCUUACCUGGGAAAUAGAUUAACGUCUUACGGAGGGUUUUUAAAUUACACUAUAUCGUUUGCGACUCGUCCUUUCGGCGAUUCCGUAAACGGAGCCGACGUUAUUUUACACGGAGCCGAUAUUUAUUUACUUCAUUUUGCGUUAGAACGUCCGACGGAAGCAACUCCAUUUUCUUCGUACGUGGAAAUUUUAGAAAGCAAUUUCCAGGUGAUGACGGGUCUUCCAGCGACGCGGGAACAACUCAUGCAAGUUUUGGGAAAUUUGUCGGGUGUUUUCAUACGUGCGACUUACGGGAGUUACAGAAUCAAUCCGAGGUUGGAAGAAGCUUCGUUGGAAAUAGCAUCACGUGAUUUUCAUCCUGACGCAAUGCACGCAUUAUCCGUAGAACAAUGUCAUUGCCCUCCCAACUAUCAAGGUUUGUCUUGCGAAGAAUGCGCUCCUGGAUUUUACAGAGCGCAGGGUGGUCCGUUCGGAGGGUAUUGCGUUCCAUGUCAGUGUAACGGUCACGCCGACACGUGCGAUAAAGUAACGGGAAAAUGCAUCGAUUGUAAGCACAAUACAUACGGGGAUCAUUGCGAAUCUUGUAAUGUUGGCUACCAUGGCAACGCAACCAUCGGUUCUCCAUUCGAUUGUCUAAUAUGCGCCUGUCCACUACCGAUACCGAGUAACAAUUUUGCCACUUCUUGCGAUGUUAGCGACGAUGGCGAACACAUAAGUUGUAAUUGCUUGCCAGGAUAUUUCGGAGCAAGAUGCGAAACGUGUUCGGCUGGUUAUUACGGUCAACCCGAAUUGCAAGGUAGUGAUUCGUGCAAAAAGUGCAACUGUUCCGGAAACAUAAACCUGGAUGAUCCGUCUUCGUGCGAUUCCGUGACCGGAGAAUGUUUGAGAUGUUUGAACAAUACUUUUGGCGCUGCUUGUAAUCUUUGCGCACCGGGAUUUUAUGGGGAUGCCGUCGAUUUGAAAAAUUGUCAAAAAUGCGAUUGCGAUGUUUGCGGAACGUACAAUUGCGAAAGUUACACCGGACAGUGUAUUUGUCGGGAUAACGUGGUGGGGGAAAGAUGCGACCGAUGCGCGUCCGAUCAUUUCGGUUUCAACAGGUGUCAAGGUUGUUACGCAUGCAAUUGCGGCAUAGCAUCGGAAUAUUCACACUGCGAUAUGGAAACUGGACAGUGCAAGUGUCAGCCUGGAGUUACCGGUCGAACUUGUGACGUAUGCGCACCUGGUUUUUGGAAUUAUUCAUCCGAAGGAUGUAUUUCUUGCGGUUGCAACACGGAAUAUUCCGUCGGCGUCGGAUGUAAUCCCGUUACCGGACAGUGCGAAUGUUUACCGGGAGUGAUUGGCGAUCGCUGCGAUCAAUGUCCGCAUCGUUGGGUCCUCAUUCCCGACAGGGGUUGUUUCGAGUGUAAUUCUUGCACUCACGAUUUACUUGACACGACGGAUCAUUUAAGAAAUCUAAUAGAUCCCGUAAUGACGGAAUUCGAGACCGUUGCCGAUGGAUAUUUCACGACUCAAAGAUUAAGGUACUUUAAUGACACGGCAAAUAAUUUAUCCGUCGAAGUGAGUAAUUUAGAUCCUACGAAACUUCAAGUGGCGCCGGUUUUAAAAGAAUUGGAUUCGUUGGAAGCGGAUUUGAAAAAUAUUUACAGGAGAGCGGAAUUUGCAAAAGAAAGAGGUGAAAAAUCAGCUGUGGAGGGAGAAGACGUCAGAGUGAAAACAUUAGACGCGGAAGAUCUCAUACGACAAGUGACGGACGAAUCGGGGAAUGCGGUUUUAGAGGUGGCCAAUUUGGCCAACAGUUUAGACAAAGGACGCGGGCCCCACGUUGAAUCCGCCGUAUCGGAAUCGAUAAAACUCCUUCAAGAUAUUCAAGAUAGAAUUUUAGAUCCGUACUACGAAAAAGCAGAAUACGAAAUCGGAAACGCUACUUUCACGAGAGAUAAAAUGAGAAAUUUCACGAUACCCAUAACGAAUCAAUCGAAAGAAUUGGAAAAAUUACGAAAAGCCAUUCAAGAUUUCGACGACAGGCUCGAGGAUUUAAAAAAUCACACGGAAUCCGCGCAGGAAACAUCGGAUAAAUCCAUUCUUUUGAACAAGAUAAACAAGGAUGAAAAAUUAUCGAGUAAAGUGAACACGAUUAAAAACAUGACGAAAGAUUCAAACGAAACUGUUGCGAAUGCGAAAAUUUUGUUGAAAAAUGCAACGGAUGCAUUGGACGAUGCGAGGAGCGCAACCGCGGAAUUAUAUCGUGAAAAAAAUAGGGGGAACGAAGCGAAAGAUCGUUUAAACGCGACACUUUUGAGCGAAUCGUCCGAUCUUUCCGAUCUUCUCAAUCCCGUCGAAACGGCCAAAGUAAAAGCAGAAGAAUUAUUUGAACGCGCAAAAGAAUUGAACGAAUCCUUUGCGGAGUCACGUAAAAGUUCGGGUUUGGGUGUGGAAGCCGCGAGAGCUUACGCGACGAUCGCCGACGAUAUAAUCGAUGCUGAAAAAUCAGUUGAAAAAGCCAACGAACUUGCCGACAGCGCCAUCGAACAAGCUCAGGGUAUCGGAGAAACAACGGAAACGGCUAAAAAUUUAUCACAAAGCCUACUCGAGCAAGCUAUGAAAGCUUUGCAACAAGUCGAAUCUGAUUUACAUCCGCAAUUUUUAACGGCCAAAAACGAAGUGCAGGAAAUUGAAGAUCAAAAUGCUUUUGCCGCGUCGCAAAAUGACAACAUUGUAAAAGAACUCACGACGAUAUCAAACGAAACAAAUUUGAAAACGGCAUCAUCGAGAGCAAUGAAAGAAUCCGAUUUGGCAAAUUCAACGGCUCAAAACACUUUAGCCAACAUAAAAGUCAUAACGGAUAAGGUACCCGAUGAGGUGGUUCAAGCCAAACAAUUACCCAAAGACAUUGGAGCCAUAAAUCACGAAGUUUCUCAGGCUCAAAGCCAACUCGCUCGAGUUAAUUCCAUUCUUCCGGAUAUAAAUCAAUUGAUGACAAAUUUAAAAGACACGCAGGAAAAAUUAAAAGGAAAAGAAAUGGAUAUAGAUAAACAAAUAGAUCGUUUGAAGAGGCAAGUUGCCGAAGCGAGAGAUUUGGCGAGUAGAGUCAACGUCGGAAUCACAUUUCAACCCAACACUUUCGUCGAAGUUAAAAAUCCCGAGGAUUUGGCCAAACAAAGCACGUCGACAAAAGUUUCGGCUUAUUUCAAAAGUGACAAACCCAACGGAGCUUUGUUAUACCUGGGUAACGAAAUCGGAACGAAUAGAAAAUUGAAAAGGGCUCACACGGAUGAUUUUCUAUCGGUAGAAUUAGAAAACGGUCAUCCGGCCGUUGUUGUCGACCUCGGUUCCGGUCCGCAUAGAAUAAACAGCGACAUGAACGUCACGCUGGGUAAAUGGUAUCAAUUUGUCGUCGAGAGAACGGGGAAACACGUCAAAAUGACGAUUAACGAAGAAUCCGACGACGGUAAAGAAAUUAAACACGUGAAAGAAGAAGUCAUACCAGGUGCUGCCACCAUUUUGAAUUUAGAUCCGGAAGAAUCUAAAAUAUACGUCGGUGGUCAUCCGGCAUCAGCUAAAAUUCAAUCCGCCGUUAAAUAUUCUUCUUUCGAUGGUCAAAUGGAAAAUUUGGUCAUCGGUGAAACUCCCGUUUCUCUAUGGAAUUUCAAAGAUGCCGAAUAUACGCAAGGAGCUCAAGGAAGAGACAAACUCAUAAAUCUAAGUCCGAGCACGGGUUAUCGUUUUAACGGAAAUGGUUACGCAGUUCUCGACAGCAGAUCGUACAGAAUGGACACUCGCAGCGUUGUCUCUAUGAAAUUUAAAACGACCGCCAACGAGGGUUUACUUUUCCUCGUGGGAAAAGGACGAUAUUUCCUCUCGUUGGAAAUUAAAAAUGGAAAAGUCGUUUAUCAGUAUAAUUUGGGAGGCGGAACCGCCAUAUUCACGACCGACGACACGUUCAACGAUAACAAAUGGCAUUUGAUCGAAGCGACUCGACAGGAUCAAGAUGGCGUGUUGAAAGUUGACGACAUUGAAAGAUACAAGACGAACGCCGACGGUCCCGGAAAAUAUCUGCACAUUUCCGAUCACAUGUAUUUCGGAGGUUACCCGGGUAAACAUCACUACGACUCGGUGACGAACAUGGAUUUCGACGGUUGCAUAGAUCACGUUAACGUUGAUUCCACGGCUGUCGAUCUUAGCAAACACGUCAUUGCUUUCGGCGUACUACCAGCUUGUCCGGUUCAGUUCUCCAGCAUGGUGUCUUUAAAAGAGGGUCAAAAUGCUUACAUCAAAUAUCCGAACGCUUCGGCUAAUAAUUUGAUCGACGUCAGCCUCAGAUUUAAAACUCAGGCUCAAAGUGGCAUCAUACUAUUGACAAACACGAGAGAUGGUUCCGAUCCUUUUUCGCUGUUUUUACUCAACGGAGAAUUGGUUGUAAUGAGUCAAGGUUCGAUUUUGAUGUCUUCGGAUUCGCCUCACUACGAUGAUGAUCAAUGGCACACCGUCACAGCAACUCACGAUAAUGAUGGAUUGAAAUUAACCGUGGAUGAUUAUGAAACGUUCAGCAACCCCGCCGUGUCGAAUCCUCCGUCUUUCAAAUUCGGAAGCCUAUUAGUCGGUGGAGUACCUGCGAGCAACGUUGUCAGUCUGAGUAAAGUUGGAACGUCGUCACCGUUCGUCGGAUGCAUCGCUGACGUCACCUUCAACGGAAUACUCAUUAAUUUUGCAAAUUCGUCCGACUACAAUGGUGUGAACAUUGGGAGGUGUUCGGAAGCGGAUGAGGAUGAAGCUGCCAUCGUACCGCAUACAGGAAUAAUAGAUGGGCGACAACCAGGUUCAUUUGGUGGAAGAGGAUCCGACACUGACGACGAGUUUAGAUUGGGAUCAGUGGAUGGCAAAGGUACGGGAACGAUAGGCGGAAAAGAAGGAGAGUUUGGAACAGGAUCGGGAAGAGAAGAUGAUAUGAUGGAAGACUUUGAUAAACAACGAAAAUCCGAUCUCGAUCGAGAUAGAGACGUGGAAAAUGAACUCGAUGGUAAAUUAGAUAAAACUUCCGAUCCUAAUGCGAGCUUUCAAAAUGGAUUCCGUUUUGGGACUCAAAAUGGAAGCCGAAUUGAAUUUGCAUCUUUACCUGGAAGAAAUAAAAACACGUUUGAUUAUUCAUUGGAAUUUAAAACCCACUACCCGGAUGGACUUUUAUUUUACGCAUCCGAUAAAGGUCACAUUGAUUUUGCCGCGCUCUACAUAAAAGGGGGAAAAUUAUUUUUCGGUUUCAAUUGCGGUUCCGGAGCGGCCCUCAUAACGUCUCCCGAUUCUUUCGACGAUGGCAACUGGCAUUCGGUUCGUAUCACGAGGGAAAACACGGUCGGUCAUUUAAUCGUAGACGGUCAAAAUCCCAUCAUAGGGGAAUCAUCCGGGAAUACGAAAACGCUAAACGUCAUUUCUCCCUAUUAUCUGGGCGGAUUCGACCCGGCCAUAAUUGAAUCCGCAAAACAUAACAUUCAGGUACGUCGCAGCCUCAAUCAAAGUUUUGCCGGUUGCGUGAGAAAAUUUCAAGCCAACAACAAAGAAGUUAAACCUUCCGUCAAAAGAGGCGUCGUACCUUGUUCCGAUCACACCGAACCUGGAAUUUUCUUCGCAUCGGGCGGCGGUUUCGUUCGAGCCGUGGAUUCGUUUCGCGUGGGAACAAACAUCGAAAUUAAAAUGCAAAUCAAACCGAGAUCAACGUCGGGCGUUUUACUUGCCGUACACGGAAAGAAAGAUUACCUGUUUCUCCAAAUGGUCAACGGCGUCAUCGAAUUCACUGUUGAUAACGGUAGAGGACCCUUCACGUCGGCAUAUAAACCGGGAGACGAAUAUUUCUUCUGCGACGGUCGUUGGCAUUUCAUACACGCCGUUCAAGCGAAAAACGUCAUCGUUCUAUCGGUGGAUUCGUUUUCCGUCGAGCCGGGAAUAGGAACUCCCGGAUCCACGGUCACGGAUACAAAGCACCCGUUGUAUUUGGGGGGAGCGGGACCGAGGGGUCACAAGCUGAGGGGAAAUUUAACAUCUCAUCAAUACGUCGGUUGCAUGAAAGAAGUUUUGAUUAAUUCGAAUCCGUUGAAAAUAAAUACUCAUAGAGCGAUUGGAAACGUCACCGUGUCCGCUUGUCCCACAAUUUAA